CCAUACCGGCUUAUUUCCCAAUACACGUGCAUUACAUCAGCGAAGAAAUUUCAACUAGAAUCUUUUAAAAUGUCGUGGCUGUUUGGGAUAAAGAAGGAUCAGCCUCUGGCAGAGGCCCCACAACUUCCAGUUUUACAAGAUGGAGGGGCAGCAGCUCCAACAGGAGGAGGGAAAGAUGGAAAAGGGGAUAGUGGAAAAGGAGGAGGAAAAGGAGGUGGCUACGACAACUUCAGCAACUUCGAUCCGUCGGGCCUGGAGCGGGCGGCCAAGGCUGCCCGGGAGCUCGAUUUGUCGGCCAAUGCUAGAGGAGCAUUAGACCUAGCUAAGAUGCAAGAACAGACUAAGCAGAUGGAGCAGCAAACAAAGAUCAAGGAGUAUGAAGGAGCUGUGGAGCAGAUGAAGCUGGAUCAGUCUAGGGUCCAGCAAGAGGAGAAGAGAAAGACCAUGUCCCAGGAGACCCAGGAACAUCAAAGGAGGGCUCAGUACCAGGACCAGCUAGCAAGGAAAAGAUAUGAUGAUCAGUUAUCGCAACAGAAAAGGAUGAAUGAAGAUAACCUUGCCAAGCAGGAGGAGUCUGUCAGGAAGCAGGAGUCUAUGAAACGAUCAUCGAUGGAUUAUGAAGCAGAAUUGAGGUUGAAGAACGACAUGAAGAAGAUCGAAGCCGAAUUGAGAGGGAAAGCUCAGAUAGAGAGAGAAAAUAAAGAUAUUAGGAAGGAUCAGAUCAGACUUGAAGCAGCAGAGUACAGGGAAACAGUACUGCAGUCAAUCAAAACGGCAGGAAAUAUUCUUGGAGAAGGUUUCAGAAGCUUUAUAUCUGACUGGGAUAGAGUAACAGCCACAGCAGCAGGAGUAACGUUACUAGCCCUGGGUGUGUAUUCAGCCAAGAUGGGUACGGGCGUCGGUGCCCGCUACAUCGAGGCCCGUCUAGGCAAGCCGUCGUUGGUCAGAGAAACGUCGAGACUCACGCCGAUCGAAGCCGUCCGUCAUCCCAUCCAAGUGACCAAAAGGAUCUUCAACAAUCCCAAGGAUGCUCUAGCAGGUGUUGUAUUAGAGCCAAAGCUCGAGGAGCGUCUUCGGGAGAUCGCCAUAACAACUAGGAAUACCAAAGCAAACAAAGGCAUGUACAGGAAUAUACUCAUGCACGGACCACCGGGUACCGGCAAGACUCUCUUUGCCAAGAAACUUGCCAUGCAUUCAGGGAUGGACUUUGCCAUUAUGACAGGAGGUGAUGUAGCCCCCAUGGGGAAGGAGGGAGUCAGUUCAAUACAUAAAUUAUUUGACUGGGCUUCUACAAGCAGAAGAGGAUUACUACUGUUCUGUGAUGAAGCUGAUGCAUUCCUGAGGAGGAGAAAUGCGGAAAUAAUAAGUGAGGAUCUCCGUAGCACACUUAAUGCCUUUCUGUAUCGUACUGGUGAUCAGUCGAACAAAUUCAUGUUAGUGUUGGCGAGUAACCAGCCAGAGCAGUUUGAUUGGGCUAUCAACGAUCGUCUGGAUGAGAUGGUAGGGUUUGAUCUGCCAGGCCGCGAGGAGAGGGAGCGCAUGGUCAGGUUAUACUUCGAUAAGUAUGUCAUUCAGCCUGCUUCACAGGGCAGGAGACGUCUGAAGAUUGGCACGUUUGACUUCAAUGAGAAAUGCAGUAAGAUAGCUGAAAUGACUGAGGGCCUGUCUGGAAGAGAGAUUGCUAAACUUGGAGUGGCAUGGCAGGCAACCGCAUUUGCUUCUGAGGAUGGCGUCCUUACGAGUGAGAUGAUUGACACUAAGGUGAUGGAGAGUGUCAAACAGCACAAGCAGAAACGAGACUGGCACCAGAAGGAGGAUGCUAGGUUAGACAAACUAGAGAAGCUACACAGUGUGACAUAGUGCCCUCUAUGGAGAUGGAGCUGACAAUGAUAGAGUAUUACAGAGAUUUAAUGGAAUGUGUAUCCCACUGCAUAUGUCUAUUUUUCCCAUAUUGUAUUCCCAAAUAAAAAUCUCUCGGUAUGAAAAUUAAAUAACGGUGCUUUCUGGUUUCACAACCAUUAGCUAUAGUUAUAUCAAGACAUUUUUUCGUUCAUGGAUGAAAUAUAUGGAUAAAUGUUAGACAUCGUAUGUUUGUAUAGGCACAUAUGGAAUCACCUGCCAAUGGUUAGAUGAGGGUGUUACAACAUGGAGGCAGUAUACCCCACAUUGAAAUUGCAUUGGUUGUAAGGGUGAUUGUGAUUGUACUGAAUGACAAAUGAAGUUCUAUCAGAAUCUACCAAACUUUACACAAAUCAUUGUAUGGAUACAAAUAUAUAGUAUCUGCCAAACAGAUUUAAUAAGAAUUGUAUAGCUGCUGAGUAAUCCGCAAGAAGAGUGAAGAUCAAUAUGUAGUCCCAUUUAUGCAUAUGUGUGUCGGUGCUUUUGUAGCAUUUAAGUUUGUUUUGCAUUAUGCUGGUCCAAAAUUUCCAGAAUACUGUACAACCAGAAUUGAGAAACGUUUGCAUGCAUGAAAUAUUUGUGAAUUUCAGGAGUGGUUCUGAUUUGCCAAAGUUUCAUGUCACAAAAUAAUUGAAUCACAAUUGACACAACACAAAAUUUGACUAAUUCAUGCAGGUUUAUUGCUUUGAAAAUGGCUGCCCUUAACAAUUCGUGAAAUGACGUGAAAAUGUCAUGCUGGACAGUUUCUGGAAUAGAAGUUGAUUGUGCAUUAAAACAUUGCAUAGUGAAUAUUUAGCCACUUUUUCCUCAAAGUGGAAUUACUUAAAAUAAUUUGUCUGAAUCUUCAUGUUGAUUUAUUCCUUGAUAUCAAGCUCUUUAUGUCAUUAAAAAAUGAGAAAUGGAAUUGAAUGAAGAUCAUAGGCAAGUCAGUUUAUGAAGUGCAAAGGAAGAUGUUGAUAUUCCAAACUAACUGGUCCCUGUAUAACGUGUAGGCCUAUUGGUGUAUUGCGAUCUCUAUAUUCUGAAAUGACAUAGACCUUGACAUUGACUUCAUCUCACAAUUUGUUGAAUUGAUAUCAUUGUGGUCGAUUUGUGAAAGAAACCUUAUUCAUUCAUUCUUCUAGAACAUUUACUAUUUUCUGGAUGAUGAAAAUACAUAACAUGUUUUUGUAACUCCUGAAUGAGCAUCAUUUUUAAUACCAAUUGAUUAUUUCAUAUGUAUAGUUCAGCAUAACAAUGUGCAACUACAGGAGUAUGUCAAACAUCUAUUAUGCAAAUACACUGUAAGACUCUGAAAGAUGUAUCUAAACUCCAUAUGGAUGGCACGUGUUAAAUGAGAGAAAGGUCUAUUCAUGGUAACUACAAGUUUUCAUAUUAUUUUUCACGUUGAAUCCAAUCUGAGAAAAUCAUGUUAAUGAAUCUACCAGGAUUGUGUCAAUAUGAAUAUUCAUGAUAUUGUUAUGAUAUAUUGAUACAGUGAUUUUUAUUAUGUGGAGAAUGUAUUGCUGUUUGGGAAUGCUUAAUCUUUGUGAGAGAAAAGCAUUAUUUUGCAUUUUAUAAAUGCUAAAAUCCAUCCCUGUUUUACAAUUCUGUAUCCAGAUUAGUAUAUCAGGAGUGGUUGAUUAUUUGUCAAGGUGAUUUGCCUUUUGUUACUGAAUAUGAUGGUCCUUCAUUCUCAGAUUAAGCCCUUUAUUUGUAGUCGACAUUUGUUUACAUAUCUUGUUUGAACAUCUGAAGUUGUAGGCCUAUAUUGAGUCAAUAUGGCAUGAAUGAGCGAAAUCAGAUUUUGAGCCUGCCAAAAUGAUAUACUGACUGCUGCAUAAGAUAAUGUACAUUGGUUUAUCCUCUAAACUCUCAUCACUAUGCCGGGGCGGAUCCAGGAUUUUCCCAAAGAGGGGGGGGGGGGGGAUGAAAUUGCGACCUUUAUGCCGUGUGGUCCGGCCAACUAAGGGCCUCAGAAAAUGUUGAACCUAAAGAUGCCCUAUGGUACAUUCCAUGGCAUAAUCUGAACAUUUAUGUGAAUAUUUCUUAGCCCAUACCCCCCCCCCCCCUGGAUCCGCCCCUGCUAAAACUCCACUUACCAAAUAUAGUAAAAAGCAGAAGGUAUGUUUUUGAAACACGAUUGUGAUAUACGCUCCCCAGAAGGUUUUUGGUCUUUGUAUUAUUGCCUGUAUCUAGACCCUUUUUGCUACUUUUGAGUUUCACCCUUUCGACCAGCUGUAGUAAUAUGGUUGAUAAGACCAUGGUGAAAGUUUAAAUUACCAUUGAGAAUUCAGCCCCAUAUGGAAUGUACAUGUAAAUCUGUUAAUUAUCUGAAGUACAUAUGCAGCGACAUAAUAAUCAAUAUAGUGAACAUUUGUAAUGACAAACAAAUUGACACUCCUGGCGCACUUGUGUAAAAAUUGUAUAAUUGUUGGCAUCAAAUGGUCAGAAAGACCAAGAGUUCAUAUUGGAUUAAUGAACGCUUUUCGCGGGAACUAUCGUGAUCAUGAAACUAUUGAAUUAUGAACCUUUCGAAAGAGUGAAUCUUAUGAAUAAUGAACGUCGCCUGUCCGAUCAGAUCUGAGGCUUUACUCAGUUCCCUGUCUACAACAUACAAGUAAAUUCUUUUAAUAAUUAAUGUUUCAUGUGACAAUUGGAUGGAUUUUUCCAGUAUUCCCCAGUGCUUGUCAGCGAUUUAAGUACAUGCGUUGCAUUGAUCUAUACCAGCCUAGUAAAUGAGAUCCAUUUUUAUCUUAUCAUAUCUCCUUUUUAUGAUAUAGUACAUACCAUGAAUUACAAAGUCAAAUUGUAAAGUAUUUACCUCUAUAAUAAUAUACUUUCAUAAGUUCUAUAUGAAAUAAAGAUAUUAUUGAAUCAUAAUUGAUUUUAUGAUACAUGAUUUGAAA
Messenger RNA from Strongylocentrotus purpuratus (purple sea urchin), 4787 nucleotides. Its product is annotated as ATPase family AAA domain-containing protein 3-B-like. Lineage: Eukaryota; Metazoa; Echinodermata; Echinoidea; Camarodonta; Strongylocentrotidae. The record is from RefSeq and is a predicted model, not a curated record. Gene Ontology annotation, molecular function: ATP binding; ATP hydrolysis activity; zinc ion binding. Gene Ontology annotation, biological process: mitochondrion organization. The transcript has 14 exons. Bases 70 to 1860 code for a protein of 596 amino acids. Gene Ontology annotation, cellular component: mitochondrion.